Molecule: messenger RNA, 2256 nt
Organism: Lycium barbarum (goji berry)
Lineage: Eukaryota; Viridiplantae; Streptophyta; Magnoliopsida; Solanales; Solanaceae
Exons: 4
Coding region: 1-2256 (751 amino acids)
Source: RefSeq, a predicted model, not a curated record
AUGAAUAAUGAAGUACUAGCAAAAGAUACUUGGAAUCAUGGCAAGAGGAAGAAUGAAAGGGCACAGAAGAGGAAACAAGAGAAUAUGAACAAGAAGGUGGAGCAUAAAGAAGUGAUCAAUGGUUGGGAGAUAGUAAAGGAUAAAAGAAUCAAUAAUUCUCAGGCCGAUGAUGUUGGUAAGGAUGUGCAAAUUAAUAAUUCUUUUGCAGUCCUUGAUGAAAAAAAUGAGAAGGAAAUCAACUUGGAGGAAAUGGAGAAACAAGACAAAGAAAACUCUGAAGCAGAAAAAGAAUCAACAAAACCUUGGGUAGAAAAAUCUUUUGGUAAGCAAGCCAAAAGUAGUGUUCCUCCUGAAGAUCAAGUGGAACUGUCAGAAAGUAUGCAGCAAAAUCAGAAUGAGGUUCUAAUAGUUGAUAAAGAUGGAAGUAGUGGAUCAAAGAUCAAUAAGGGAGGAGACAAUACUGAGCAACUAAAACAUCAGGUCAUCAAUAAUACUACAAUCAAGAUUAAUAUAGAAGUAGUAGAGACAGAUAGAAAGCUUGCAGAAUCAGUAGAGGGGCAAGAGGCAAAUGAGCAAAGUACUAGCACAAGCCAGGAAGCAGUGGUGGAAAAGGUCCCAAAGACUCUAAGAAGUAAUCCCCCUCAGGAAAUAAAAGAUCAGGAGCUUAAGGAAGAUUUGCUCAAUGUUCAAAUUGAUCAGGUGUCAAGAGCAGCAGAUCUCUUUCCUAGACAGACAAGGAAAAUGAGAAACUCAAAAGUAAAAGGAGGAAAGAAAGAAGUUGUUCCCCCUGUCAAACUAUUAUCAAAGAGAUUAGUUAAUACUCAGAAAUCCUUUGAGAGAUUAACUAAUCUGGAUAGAAGAAACAGAUACAAUAUUAUUGGUCUGAUGGAACCUUUUGAAGAUGCUGAACAAGUAGAAAGAUUUAGAAGGAAAAUAGGUAUGGAAACAACUUUUGUCAAUAUCUCAGGUAAAAUCUGGUUAUUACUCUCAGAGGAUGUAAAGGGUUCAGUGGAGAUAGACAAUGAACACCAGAUUACUUUGAAGUUGUUUCACCAAAGUUUAAACUGUAAUAUAGUCUUAACAGCGGUGUAUGCCAAUUUUGAUGUUGGAGAAAGAAGAAUGCUUUGGGAUUCCAUUAGCCAUGUUUCUAAUGUUUUUUAUUUACCUUGGCUAGUGGGAGGUGACUUCAAUGUCAUAGCUACAAAAGAGGAAAAGUUAGGAGGUCUACCAGUCUUGUAUAAUAAAGUAGCAAAUUUCAAUCAUUGUCUCAGCAGUUGUGGUUUACAGGAUCUUGGAUAUGUAGGUAGCACAUAUACAUGGUGGAAUGGAAGAGUUGAAGAAGCAUGCAUUUUUAAAAGAUUGGACAGGAUGGUUUGUAAUGAUAAAUUGCUAGAUGUAAUGCCCACCAUGAAGGUAACUCAUCUGACAAAAAAGGGUUCUGAUCAUUCUCCUUUGGAACUAGAGUUCUCCACAACUACUGAGGUGAUCAUAAAGCCUUUUAAGUUCUUGAAUUUUUGGGUCCAACAUGAGAGUUUCCAGGAGGUUAUCAAGCAACACUGGUGUAUAGAUUUUGAAGGAAAUCCAUUUACCAAGUUUCAUCACAAGCUCAAAAAGGUGAAGAAUGCAUUAAGAAAUUGGAGUAAGAACACAUAUGGAAAUAUUUUUCAGCAAAUUGCAUCACUGGAAGAGGUAAUCAAAGUCCAUGAGGAGCAAUUUGAAUCAUCUCCAACAAGAAAUAAGCUCGGAGUGGAUAAUAUCCAAGAUGCUGAUGGAAAUUGGCUAACCAAUCAAGAGGAGACCUCACAAGAAGCAGUCAGAUGUUAUCAGAAGCAGUUUGAAGAAGAUAGAAUUCCUUCUAAGUUUGGUUUACUAAAGCAUAUCCCUACCCUAGUCACAGAAGAUCAGAAUCAUACCAUGGAGAUGCUACCAAAUGAAGAAGAAGUCAAAGAAGCUGUUUUUGCCUUGAAUGGAGAAAGUGCUUGUGGUCCUGAUGGAUUCACAGGAUUGUUCUUUCAAUCAUGUUGGGAGAUAGUCAAACUAGAUGUGGUGGAUAUGGUGAAGGCAUUCUUUGUUGGGAAAGAAUUACCAAGAUUUAUCACUCAUACAAAUCUGAUUCUUAUCCCUAAGAAAGAGCAAGUGCAAAGUUUCUCAGAUCUAAGACCAAUCAGUCUCUGCAAUUUUACAAACAAGAUCAUCUCAAGAGUACUGCAUGAAAGAUCAGUAAAACUGCUGCCAGGUUUGAUUUCUGGGAAUUAA